Molecule: messenger RNA, 1890 nt
Organism: Suillus clintonianus
Lineage: Eukaryota; Fungi; Basidiomycota; Agaricomycetes; Boletales; Suillaceae
Exons: 3
Coding region: 271-1890 (539 amino acids)
Biological process (GO): translational elongation
Cellular component (GO): eukaryotic translation elongation factor 1 complex
Molecular function (GO): translation elongation factor activity
Source: RefSeq, a predicted model, not a curated record
CCAGAACUCGAGAAAGGGGAGGGACACGCCGCAGUGUAGGUGACCCACUUCAUUUAUUUACUUGAAGCGGGCGGCUCAGCAGCAUAAAUAGUGGUACUUGUAUCCCUUUCCUCCUCUUCACCACCAAUCGCAUUUCCUCUUCCGCAUCCAAGUGUCUAACUUGUGCUCUAACACCCUUGUUUCCUGACUUCCUAUUCUGUCACUUUCCUGGUCCAACCACAGGCCAAGACCGCGUCACUCAGCAUAUCUUCACCAUCUCAAUCCGAUCCAAUGACGGACCAAACCUUCUCCUCAUCGAACGCUCUAUACAAUGAGCACGAAUACGAGAACCUCAAUUUCGGCACUGCUGUCGACAAUCGAUGGCACCAGUACGGAGUUCAGCAAGAAAACGUUCCCAAACCUGAACCUGAGCUCCAGCCCGGGUUUGGAAUGUAUCCUCCCGAAAUGUAUCAAAACCGCGUUGCACUUGGGCCAGCUCCCAACGUGGACUACAGAAUGGCUCCCAUGUUUGGUGCUGGCGGGGCACAAUAUGGACAACAACAAUACGGCCAAGCUUAUCUGCAGAACAUGAUGAGGCCUGCAAGUCUUGCUCCCCUACCUAACACUUAUGUCCCUCAGUCGGGUAUGGUCAUGGGCCCGAACCCUCCACAACAUUAUGGUGGAUAUGCCCCGGGCCCUCAGGCUAUGGGUGUCAUGCCGUCUUACUCUCCUCCAGUGCAGACUACUUUCGCUCCUGCGAUGACCGCGAACUCUGGAGUCGCAGGUUCCCUCCCGCAGGUGCAGGCCGCCGCGGGCGCUUUUGACGUUCCAGUCAUGCAAGCGCAACUGCCCGGACCCUCCGAGGCGGUAAACAAUUAUCUGGCUUCGCACACACUGGAAGAACUUCAGGCGCUGCUCAUGCAGCAGCACCCUGGUCACAACCAACAUUUCGACCAGGGACUCAUGCCCCAAUUGCCAUCUGAAGGCGCAACUGAGGGGGGCUCAGUGCGGCGCACCACCAAGAGCAAGGGCAAGGGCAAGGCGGUGAAUGGUAAUGGGGCGGCACGAAAGACGACACCGAGACAACGCUGCAUUCGCCCUGAGGACGAUCCAGAAUUUGAACAGAAACUCGACGAUGGCGUGAUCAAGUACAAAUGCUUGAGACGUCACUGCACAGAAGACCUUCUCAAGCGAAGCAGCGUGCGCGAGCACAAGAAAUCAAACAUACAUAACCAGCGUAACAAUCACUUGCUGUGCCUAGCCUGUGGCUCCUAUUUAAGUCGCAAUGAUGGGCUCAAGCGUCAUGCGAAAUCUAAGCAGUGUGCCAGGAACCAGGAAAAAAAGAUGUUCGCCAGCACCUCCGCGGCACCACUGCCAGUCACCGAACCCCAAUGGCGAUCCACAUUCAAGGGGAAAACACGGGAGACCCAGGCAUCCCCGCCCUCAGUUGUAAUCGGGCCGAACUUUGCUUCCGGCUCUGGCGCGCAACCCAUUGUUCAGACCCCAAGACUGAACUCAGUGACCAAGAAUGCCUCAUCCUUCCCUGUUUUCGCGCAGGACACUAUAUCCAUGACCGACGCACUUUUCAAUGUCCAGGCGCCACAUGUACCACACUCUACGCCCCACUAUUCCUCUGAUGUGCCUCCCAUGCCUGUUACGGCGCAAGACUUCUCGAUCUUCGAGGAGGGGGAAGAAGACACGGACCUUUUUGGUUCACCUGUCAUGGAUACCGCGCAAGACUUGUCGAUCUUCGAGGACUCUGAGGAGGAAGAAGAAGAAGACGUGGACCUUUUUGGUUCACCUGUCAUGGAUACCGCGCAAGACUUCUCAAUCUUCGAGGAGGAGGAGGAGAAGGAAGACACGGACCUUUUUGGUUCACCUGUUAUGGAUACCGCAGCUCUCCCGCUGUAA